Messenger RNA from Ananas comosus (pineapple), 895 nucleotides. Its product is annotated as protein NETWORKED 3A-like. The transcript is spliced from 3 exons. NCBI's taxonomy places the organism in Eukaryota, Viridiplantae, Streptophyta, Magnoliopsida, Poales, Bromeliaceae. The record is from RefSeq and is a predicted model, not a curated record. The coding region runs from base 77 to 736 and encodes 219 amino acids. Gene Ontology annotation, molecular function: actin binding.
GUUCGCCGUUCUCAUUUUCUCUGCUUCCCGGAGAAGCAGCGGAGUUGGAGAAGCCACCGCGCAAGAUCAAGCAAUAAUGAUGACGCGAACCGAUCUCCCCCAAGCAUGGUGGUUCGAUAGACGCAGCAGUUCGAAACAGUCUCCAUGGUUGUUGUCGGCACUUUCAGGACUAGAAGAGAAGACCAAGCAAAUGCUGGAACUGAUCGAGGGAGAUGCCGAUUCAUUUGCUCAACGAGCCGAGGCGUAUUACAAGAAGCGGCCUUUACUCGUCGACAUGAUCAGGGAGUUUUACCGAGCUCACCGCGCAUUGGCCGAGCAAUACGACCAGCUCAAAUCAGCAGGCUCGACGCAUCACAAUCUAUUCGGUCCCUCUUUUCUAGAUGGAAGCUUGUCACCGAAAGUAUGCAACAAUGCAACCGAUGGAUCAUCGCUCUUCUCCUCAGAGUGUUCUGAGUCUGAGGAACCUGAUGUUGACGACACAGAAACAGAAGCAGAAACCGAUCGAGUUUCGCCGAACAAAAGAUAUGAAGAGAAUGAGAGAGAAUUACAAGUACUUCGCGAACAGAAUGCGGCUCUUAAGGCCGAACUAGAUGUAAAAGACGAGGAGAAGAGGGAGGUCAUCAGGCAACUAGCUUUCGCUAUCGAUAUACUCAAGGAGGAGAACGCCGAUCUACGAAAACAUGUCAACGGUUCGAGAAAAAUGAGCAAAUAUCUUCGAAUUCGAAAAGUUGACUAAGGAUUCACUUUGCAGAAAAGUUUUUAGUAGGCAUUCUAAUUCCCAGGAUAUAGUUUUGGCUCAGUAUUUAGGUGGCUCUUGAUUGCUAAGCUUUCUAGUUAGUGUUAACUCAUAGUACCAUUCUUUUUAGUAAAUGAUACAUGUUUAUCUUUCUUUAAA